AUGCUAUCGCUCUGUUUGUUGACGGCCAUCAUUCUCCAUGUAUCAUCCUCCACCGCCGCCUCCCCGGAUGCAGCAGAGUUUACAUCAUGGUAUAACCCGCCGAAUUUCCGGGGCACGUGGGACUUGGUAGUAUCCUGCGUGUUGACCUUGGUCCUCUGCGUCUGGUCGGCACUGCAUCUCAAUGUCCCCACGGAGCACUCGAAGCUCCGCCAGCGGAACCUCAAACGCGCGAGGUGGAUCGUGCUCGGUAUUUUUGCUCCCGAGUUGGUGGUUUCGUCUGCUUUUGCUCAGUUCUUGACUGCUUCGUGGUUGCGCCGCGAGAUUUUGAAGGAUGUUGAAUAUCGCCGGCAAGAGGGCACCAAUGCGGCCUGGAGCAAUGAGCAGCAGCUGAAAGAAUGGACCAUAGCGCAAUGCUAUUAUGCCGUCAUGGGAGGAAUCCGUAUCGAGACGGGCGACUGCAUCGAUGACGAUCGAAGACUCAGUCUAACAGCAGAGGGUGUCCGAAUGCUCUCCUUCUUAGGCCGCCUCCCACAUGUCCCAAAAAACGUGAUCCGUGACAAGAGCAAAGCUGACGGCUUGGCCAAGACGAUUGUCGUUCUCCAGGCCACUUGGAUGAUCAUACAGGUUCUGGCUCGCGUGCAACAAAAACUGCCCGUUACCCUGCUCGAAAUCAACACCAUCGGCCAUGUCCUGUGCGCUUUUGCCCUGUAUGCGUUAUGGUGGAGCAAACCGCUCGAGAUCAAAGAUGCCACCUUGAUCCGACAUGAAGAAUGGAUGGACGAAUUCGUAGCCUUCUUCUACAUGUGUAGCCCCGUCUCAUGGCACAACAACGACUUCAUCAGCGAGAUGAGAUGCAUGUCGUACACGCCCCCCUCCCAGCGGGAAACCUCUGCAAGCACUCCCAAUGAUGUCGGUCGACCAGUCGACAAACUUGACAAGACGUACUUCUCCAUUGGCUCCAUCGGCGCCAAAGACCCCAAAAAGUUCAUCGGACCCCUAGACAGCUUCCAAGUCGCCGGCGACGCGACCGAGAAAUCCGCAGACGCCGCUCGAGGAGCCCACAACGCAACCUACUCGAUCCCCAAACAAUCAUUCCAACCAGCCGACGAACACAAAAUCUUCCUCUCUCUCCAACGCACCGAGCCCAACUACGGCCUCAAACACUCCACCGUCUACUGCCGACGCGCCCUCCGAGACUGCACGCACCACGAGCCCCUUCCACCCAGCGCAAUCACCCGCUGGCGUCUAGCCAACCACCUCACCGACAAACUCUGGCUCGCAUGCCAACAGCGCCCAGCCUACCGCGCCUUCUUCUUCACCACCUCAACCCUCGGCACCUUUGUCGGCGAACUCAUCUACGUCGCAGACGUCAUCCCAAACUUCCCGGGCCUCUCGUACCUAGGCUCCGUAAACGUCCACCACAACCGCCUCAAAGCCGUCGUCGCCGUCGCCGGCUCCGCCUACGGCGGCCUCCACCUCUCCGCCUGGAACGACCACUUCCCCUCCCCGCUCGAGCGCUGGCUGUGGAUCGCCUGCUCCCUCGCCACCGGCGCCGUGGGCAUCCUCCUCGCCCUCUUCUUCCUCGCCACCCACCGAUUCCCCGCCUUCGAACACCUCGAGCAUUUUGUGCGCAAUUCUCGCGUCGCCAGGUGGUUCGGUCUCGGCGUUUUGAUCCCCGUUUUCUUGGUCGGCAGGGUGUUUAUCGUGCUCGAGGCUUUUUUGAGCUUGAGGUCCGCGCCUGUCGAUGUUUAUAGGACGCCCGAGUGGUCCGAGUAUAUUCCGCAUCUCUAAGUUGGAAAACAAUCAGCGUCCGAGUGGAGUCAUCACAAGCGCAUGUGUUCUGUAUGAGAGAUGGCUAUAUAUCACAUUAUUGUUCAAGAAAUUUAGCAAGUCGUUGCAUCUGAUUGAAUGCUAUGGUGUCUUCUUCCUCUUCCUCUUCCUCUUCCUCUUCCUCUUCCUCUUCCUCUUC
Molecule: messenger RNA, 1969 nt
Organism: Periconia digitata
Lineage: Eukaryota; Fungi; Ascomycota; Dothideomycetes; Pleosporales; Periconiaceae
Source: the annotation of a GenBank genome assembly